AUGGCUUGGUCCCCACGCCUUCGGGAUGGCACCUCUGAGAUCUCUGCGCUAGGGCGCCAAAGCCGUUGGGAGGCCGCUAUCGCAAAGUGUGUGGAGUUGUACAAUGAGGAGUUGCAGCCAGGAAUUGUUACGUACAACUCACUACUCAGUGCUUUGGAUAAGGCCUCCCAAAGUGUCAAAGCUUUGCACCUGCUGCAGCUGCUGCGAUCAGACAGCGUAACUCUGCAGCCCGACAUUGUUAGCUUUUGCAGUGUGGCCUCUGCAUCAAGUCGAGGUCAGGAUUGGCCGCAGUCCCUUCACUUGCUUUGGGUGGCCAAGUGUGAGGGGCUAGAGCCCAAUACCUUCACAGGAAAUGCAGCCAUCACCGCUUUGGAGCGGGGUGGGCAGUGGCAUUUGGCCAUAGAAUCCUUGAUCAAGGCCCUUGAGCACGGCCCUUGUCCAGACCGGAUCACCUUCAACACUGUUAUAACGGCGUUGGGCCGCAGUAGUCGUUGGGAAGAAGCUGUUGCAAUGCUGGAGGAGCUCGAAAAGCACAAGCUUGAGCCAAACACCGUGAGUUUCAACUCUGCCACUGCCGCAUGUGCAGGUGGCUCCAGUGAUAGCUGUCAAGCCUGGAAAGUGGGAUUCCAUCUACUCAGGAGAGGCUCCAGCCAGAUUGCAUCGUUUCCAGAAGUUCAGGCGUGCUCGUCUGCCUUGAGUGCUUGUGCACGCGCUGGCUGCUGGCAGCAAGCUUUGCAGACCUUUUCGGUGAUGCGACAUCAUGGCCCGUUCCCAGAUGUCGCAGCUUGUGGCGCUUUGCUGGAUGCUUUCGACCAAGCUGGACUGUGGCCGUGGUCACUGUGGUUGCUGGAGCAGAUGUGGCGACCUUCUGGAGAAAAGAGUUUGCCGAGACCCGAUGUUGCAGCCUUGACGUCUGCCAUUAGCGCUUGCAGCAUGCAAAUACAGUGGGAGAAAGCACUUCAUUUGCUUCAGAGCUCCAGGGCGAAGCUUGACUCACCGGCUCUGUACAACGCUGCAGCAGGAGCCUGUGAGCGAGGACUUCAAGUGGAUAUCCUUCUGGAGAUCUUCAGGGUGAUGAUGGAGACGCACUUGGAAGCUGACGCGAUUACCUACUUGGCACUGAUCAGCACUUGUGGGAAGACUCAGCGCUGGAACGAAGCACUCUUGCAUUUUCAGAGUGCCCUGCAUUCUUCCAUCGCUAUGUCACAAAGCUUGAUGAAUUCUGCCAUCAGUGCCUGUGAAAAGGGUUCCUCCUGGUUGUCCGCAAUCUCCCUAUUGCAUUUUGAGAAGCUUUUGAUGACUCCUAACAUUGUGUCCUCCAGCGCCGUGAUCACUGCCUCCGCCGCAAACGCCCAGUGGCUGCCAUCGAUUCGUUUGCUUGAUGAUAUGCGUUUUUGGCAGCUUCGUCCUGACCUCGUCGCUUUGAACUCAAUCUUGGACGCUGCAGAGGCUUCUGCCCAAUGGCUGCUCGCAACACACUCCCUCAUUAUGAUGAACACGCUGAGGCUCCACACCGGCUGCAUGAGCUUAUCAGCAGCUAUUGGAUCGCAUGAAGAAGCAGGGUGGCAGCUGCCAGGACUCUUGCAGCGGCUGGAAACAGUGUAUGUGGAUGAGAUCCGGCACAGCCAGGGUACGAACGAAGGAAUGAGUAGCUUGUCACAUUUGCUCGAAGCCGAAGAAAUCCUUGGGAGCAACGAUGUGAUGAGCUGGAAGGGCCACCAGGCGCUGCAUACCUUGCUUUGCCCGGCCUUGCGCCGUUUGAUCCAUCUCACUCGCGUUGGCCCGGGCAGCAGAAGCCAGCUGUGGGAGCCACUGCUGGAACGUCAGUUCAGCCUAGGUGCUGGGUACACUAUGAGAGCUUUGCUGACCCUAGACUUUGCAGCUACAGUUUGGGACGGCGCCCUGCUCCCUCGGCGUGAGCUGGGUAGAGUGAACGAGGAGCCUGUUGCUGAAUCCCUUCCUGGAUUCCUGGCCAUCAGCAUGCAGAAUCACCAGACAUGUGGGCGAGUGAUUGGAUAUGGUGGUGCGGAGUUGGGUGCAUUGCGGCCCGUUUUUGUGCAGCACGACCGGUCCAGGCAUGCAGAGCGUUUAGCUUUGCUGAGUGUCAUCGCCUGCCUUGGCGCUCCCUGA
Molecule: messenger RNA, 2130 nt
Organism: Durusdinium trenchii
Lineage: Eukaryota; Dinophyceae; Suessiales; Symbiodiniaceae
Source: the annotation of a GenBank genome assembly